UGCUGGUGCUAAUUAAAAACCUCAAACAUAUAAUCAUUUGGAGUAAUAGGCUUCCGCAGAAAGCCGAGGAAAAAGAAGAGAAAAGACGCACACCGAAGAAAAACACAAAGACUUCAUCAUCAUCUCCUGCUUUUUCUUCUCAGCAAGAAACUAGUUUGAUUCAGCCAUGGCUAAUGCGGCGUCAGGAAUGGCAGUCCACGAUGACUGCAAGCUCAAGUUUCUGGAGCUGAAGGCCAAGAGGACAUACCGUUUCAUUGUCUACAAGAUUGAGGAGCAGCAGAAGCAAGUGGUUGUAGAGAAACUCGGCGAGCCUGGUCAAUCCCAUGAUGACUUUGCAGCUAGUCUUCCUGCUGAUGAAUGCCGAUACGCCAUUUUCGAUUUUGAUUUCGUCACUGCUGAGAAUUGCCAGAAGAGCAAGAUCUUCUUCGUUGCAUGGUCUCCGGACACGGCUAGAGUGAGAAGCAAGAUGAUCUACGCGAGCUCUAAGGACAGGUUCAAGAGAGAGCUAGACGGGAUUCAAGUAGAGCUUCAAGCAACCGACCCAACCGAGAUGGAUCUCGACGUUUUCAAAAGCCGAGCCAAUUGAGGAACCGGUUGAAUCGAACUUCUUUCAUCUACUAUUGCCGAGUGAUAUGCUUUUACUUAAGGUUUGCUGUGACGGCACCAACCAAAAAAACAGCUUCAUUUUUAUCUGUCUUUAUUUUAUUUUGGUCCUUACAGUGUUGUCGUCUUAAAACUCAAGAGAUCUGGCUCGUGCUCUUAUUACCCUAAACCCUCUAUCAAAAAAUGAAUCCUAUUAGCACAUUUUGUCUUAA
Messenger RNA from Brassica rapa (field mustard), 815 nucleotides. Its product is annotated as actin-depolymerizing factor 3. Lineage: Eukaryota; Viridiplantae; Streptophyta; Magnoliopsida; Brassicales; Brassicaceae. The record is from RefSeq and is a predicted model, not a curated record. Gene Ontology annotation, molecular function: actin binding. Gene Ontology annotation, cellular component: actin cytoskeleton. Gene Ontology annotation, biological process: actin filament depolymerization.